Molecule: messenger RNA, 1990 nt
Organism: Bursaphelenchus okinawaensis
Lineage: Eukaryota; Metazoa; Nematoda; Chromadorea; Rhabditida; Aphelenchoididae
Source: the annotation of a GenBank genome assembly
AUGCGAUCUUCGGACAAGCUUCUCGGACGAUUGAAGCUAAUCGUGGGACACUUCAAGACGCGAAAGUAGGUCGGAAUUGAUGUCGAUCUCACGGAUAAAAUCGCGUUGAGAACUUUGAAGGUCACUUUUGCAGUCUUACUCUUGACAAAAGAGGAAAGAAACUACUUUUUAUGUUAUAAUUGGAGGGACGAGGUAUCGAAAACAAAAUAUUAAACUAUUUAUGGAUGUUUUGAUAUUAUAAUUGAUGGGAUUGGACACUUAUGUGUUAGAUAUUAUUGUUGUAAUUUACCCAAUAAUUUUGUUUUUUGUAAAAUACGGUUGGCUUUGAGUGGUAGUAAUUGCUAAUGGUUGUUCAGACAUAUAAUUUUUGUUUAUUUUAUAUUUUGCAGUUCUUGAAGUAAACGACGAUAUUUUGUUCUUCCAACAACAUAAAAAUAUAGAAAAGAUCUUAAUCUUGCCCAGAAGUCUUGUCUUUCGUCUUCGGGGUCUGUCGCAAAAGGUGAAAUUGUUUGUUUUAUUCAAUUUAUCACCAUUAUUGUGUUGUCUUAUCGUAUUUUAUUAUAAUAAUUUAAUUUUAGUGGUCUUAUUGUAGGGUACACAUUCAGAGCCAACGACAGAUAUCAAAAAUGGGUGAUGCCACAUGUAGAUGUAGAAGAUGGGCUUUCAGUCUUCAGAAGGCUAUGUCUGACAAUAAUGUAAGUGGGCUGUUAUGAUGGGUUAUUAAAGCGGUUUUUGUAAGUAUGAAGAUUUUGGCUGGGUUUUAUAAGUAGUGUUAAGACAGGGUUAUGAUAGAUAAGAAGUUAUGUUUUUUAGUUUGAAGCCAACUACCGUAAAGCCAUUCAAUGUGUUGAUGAAGGUGACUACGAAAAGAUUACUGGAUUCCGUCACAAAGAGGACACUUUGGCUUGUUUGGCUGGUCGAUUGUUCUUGAGACGGGCUGUACUUGACGUAAGUUUAAUUCUUGAUGUUUUGGCAAGCUUAGUACUAUUUAAAUUUAUUUAGAUGAUUUUUAAAAUUUUAUACUUAAAUCAACAUUGCAUUAUAAAAAAUUUACACCUUCAGAUGGCUGGCACUCCAUGGUCCGAAAUCGAGAUUCAGCGUACAGAGCGUGGAAAGCCUUUCAUCGUGAAACCAGAGAACUUUAACAUUGGUUUGAACGCUUCUCAUCAAGGUGAUUACACAGUAUUUGCUACCAGCUGUACUGAACAUGUUGGAGUUGAUGUUAUGAGAUUGGAUAUGGCCAGAGGCAACAAAACCGCUGAUCAGUACAUUACAUCGAUGGCCAAGAGCGCAUCAGCUGAUGAGUUGAAGAACAUGCGAACACAGCCGACCGAUGCCAAGAAGAUGACCAUGUUCUACAGGUAUUGGGUGGGUCUUAAGUUAUUUAGAUGUUUUAAAUAGUUCGGUGUCAACUUUAACAUUAAUGUUUUCAGUGUCUAAAGGAAGCUCUGCUCAAAGCGACCGGUCAAGGAAUUGUGGAGGAUUUGAGCCGUUAUGACUUCAGAAUUGAUCCUCAAGAUAGAUAUGGAGGUAGGUAUUACGAUGACUUAUUAAAAACAUGUUUUAGGAAGGUCAACGUUCUUGACUUCAACGUACGUCUUAGAAGAUGGUCGUCGUUUGCCACAAUGGCAUUUUGAGGAAUCUUUUGUUGAUGAUACCCACUCUGCUGCUGUUUGUCGAGACGUAAGUUAUGGAUAUCGCUAUUGUUACUUAUUGAAGGUUUUUCGAAUAUAUGCUAAUAAUAACUUUAAAAAGCUUAAGUUUUCUCUCUUCAAAUAUAUAUAUAAUAGUAAAAAUUGCAAUAUAAAAUAAAAAUUUUUAGAAAAAGAUGCCGAAACACUGCGAGUACACCAAAGACCCAGAGCACAGAAUCUUCUUCCGUCAUGUUGACUUGGACUGGCUGUUGCAAGGCGCUACGGUACUCAACCCUUCACUUAAUGACAUUGAAGAGUACAACAACUUCCAGCAAAAACCUAAGAAAUUAUUCUAA